Molecule: messenger RNA, 1754 nt
Organism: Cryptomeria japonica (Japanese cedar)
Lineage: Eukaryota; Viridiplantae; Streptophyta; Pinopsida; Cupressales; Cupressaceae
Product: mannan endo-1,4-beta-mannosidase 1
Exons: 5
Coding region: 359-1585 (408 amino acids)
Molecular function (GO): hydrolase activity, hydrolyzing O-glycosyl compounds
Source: RefSeq, a predicted model, not a curated record
AGCAGUUCUGUCCCAUCUUACCAAAUUAUUUCCUAAAAAACACCGACUUUUGCUCUUCCUUCCUAAAAUUUUGUUUUCUCAUUCCACAAAUUGUUGCAUGGAGUCCUCUGAUUCUCUCACAAUAUAAAUCCACUGCAUUCAAAAUCAUGCUCCAAGUUCACACCUUACAUGCAGUGUAUUUUGCCACAACUUUCGCACUACCCAAACUGUUGUAUAAUUCCUCGUGAACAACUCAAGCACACAAGCAUUCAUCAUACCUUUUCUUCCUAUUACUUUAUCUUCCAUUGCAAUGCAUUUCUAGUGUGAAGGACUGCAUUCAUAUCCAAGCCCAUUGUGUAGUGAACACACAGUUCAUACCAUGAAUAGAUUUCUCUCCAAUUUUACACCAGUCCUUUUUUGGGUGAUGUUGCAUCUCCUCUUACUCCUUCCUGUGCAUUCACAUGGUUCCCCUGAAACUAGUUUUGUGAGGAGCACAGGCAAAAACUUUGUUCUAAAUGGCAGGCUUCUGCAUGUUAAUGGCUUCAACUCAUAUUGGCUCAUGUGGGUAGCAUCAGACACAGACCAGAGACACAAAGUCACUUCUGCUUUCAAAGAAGCUGCAGAUCAUGGCCUGAAUGUAGCUCGUACUUGGGCUUUCAAUGAUGGCAAUGGAUAUCAUGCAUUGCAAACUUCCCCUGGUGUAUAUGAUGAACAAGUGUUCCAGGCAUUAGAUUUUGUGAUAUGUGAAGCCCAAAAGUAUGGCAUCAAGCUUAUACUUAGCUUUGUCAACAACUACAAGGAUUUUGGGGGCAGAGCACAGUAUGUUCAGUGGGAAAACAAUGCAACAGGGUUGCAGAUUAGUGAGGAUGAUUUCUACACAAAUCCAACUGUUAAAAGCUACUAUAAAAACCAUGUCAAUAGAAUAAUGACAAGAAACAAUAGCCUGAAUGGGGUUGUUUACAAGGAUGACCCUACAAUCUUUGCAUGGGAGCUUAUCAAUGAACCUCGUUGUCAAAUUGAUCCAUCUGGAAGGACAGUUCAGAGAUGGGUAAAAGAGAUGGCUAGCUAUGUGAAAUCAAUUGAUAGCAAUCACCUGCUUGAAGUGGGUAUGGAAGGAUUCUAUGGUGAUUCAGUUCCUAUAAGAAAGCAAUUCAACCCAAAUGGGCUUGAAUUUGGAACGGACUUCAUUACUAUAAAUCAGCUUCCAGGAAUUGAUUUUGCAACUGUUCAUGCCUACCCUGAUUCAUGGUUGGCCGGUUCAGAUGACAAGGUACAGCUCUUAUUUUUGAAGAAAUGGAUGAAAGUACACAUAAAAGAUGCAACCAAAGUGCUGAAGAAACCAAUAUUGUUUGCUGAAUUUGGAAAAUCAUAUAAAGACCCAGGGUAUAACAUUUCUGAGAGGAACAAGUUUUAUAAGACUGUUUAUGAGAACAUUUAUAAAGCUGCAAAAACUGGAAAGGUAGGUGGAGGUGGGUUAUUCUGGCAGUUGGUGGCAGAAGGGAUGGAAUCAUUGGCAGAUGGUUAUGAGAUAGUCUUAUCUCAAAAUCCAUCCACAGCAGCUCUUGUUUCUUUUCAAUCAAGAAGAUUGUCAGCCCUUGAUCUCUAAUUUUUCUAUAUUGAAUUCAUGUAAUAGUAAAUUUGAUCACAAAAUUUACCAAAUCCAGUCCAUGGAGAAGUUGGUUUUGUUACUUUUUACAAUCUAGCUUCCUCUAGAAUAGAAAGCUGGUCCAAAGCGCUCAAUUUAAUAUUCAUCAAUAUUAUUACCAUUAUAUCCA